AUGGGUGUCGAAGCGCCUUCCCACUAUGGGGAGUCCAUCACCCCAGCUCAACAGCCGCACCUCGAUUCGUCCCUCCAAAAUAGUGCCGUUCAGAAACCCACACAAUCUGUAGGCAUCGAUACCCCAAUCCCUCGGAUAACCAUGCGAUCCUUGGUGAUGGCCCUCUUUGUCUCGAUGGGUGGUCUGCUGUUCGGAUAUGACACGGGUCAGAUUUCCGGCUUCCAGGAAAUGAGCAACUACCUGGAGCGGUAUGGUAAGCUCAACAAAGAUGGUUCCUACGAAUUCAGCAGUGUGCGAUCCGGUCUCAUUGUCGGCUUGUUGUCCAUCGGAACUUUGAUCGGUGCCUUAGCUGGAGCUCCCAUCGCUGAUAUGUUGGGCCGGAAGUGGUCCAUCACUCUCUGGUGUAUGAUCCUCAACGUCGGUUUAAUUGUUCAAAUUACCUCUCCUGACGGCCACUGGUACCAGAUGGUCAUUGGCCGUUGGGUCACGGGUCUUGGCGUUGGUGGUUGCUCGUUGCUCGUGCCCAUGUACCAAGGUGAAAGUGCCCCCCGUCACAUCCGUGGUGCCAUGAUCAGUUGCUACCAGUUGUUCGUCACCCUCGGUAUUUUCUUGGCCUACUGCAUCAACCUGGGUACUCACACCCUUGAUGGCACUGCUCAGUGGCGCAUCACUCUCGGUCUCACCUUCCUCUUUGCCCUGGUCCUCGGCGGCGGUAUGGCAUUCUUCCCGGAAAGCCCACGGUAUGAGUUCCGCCAUGGAAAGGCCGAGAGUGCCCAAAGCACCCUAGCUAAGCUCUAUGGCAUCCCAGAGAACCAUGUCCGCAUUAUAGAAGAGAUGAGGGAGAUUCGUGAGCAGUUCGAAGCCGAAUCUGAUGACCAGAAGUGGAAUGAAUUCCUCACUGCUCCUCGUAUGCUCUACCGCAUUGCACUUGGCAUGGUCCUGCAGUCACUGCAGCAGCUGAGCGGCGCUAACUACUUUUUCUACUAUGGUACCACUAUCUUUCAAGGCGCUGGUAUCUCGGAUAGCUUUGUGACCCAGUGCAUCCUCGGUGCUGUGAACUUCGGCACGACUUUUGGCGGCUUGUACGUUGUUGAGAACUUCGGUCGUCGCAAGUCCUUAAUGUUCGGAGCGGUCUGGAUGUUUGCCAUGUUCAUGAUCUUCGCGUCCAUUGGCCAUUUUGUUCUGGACGUGGAAACACCUUCCAACACUCCCAAUGCCGGCAAAGGUAUGAUUGUCGUCACCUGUCUGUUUAUUGCGGCAUUUGCUAUGACCUGGGGCCCGAUGAUCUGGACUAUUAUCGCCGAGCUUUUCCCCUCCAAGUACCGUGCCAAGGGUAUGGCCCUAGCUACCGCAACCAACUGGCUGUGGAACUUCCUCCUCAGCUUCUUCACAACCUUCAUCACCAAAGAUAUUGACUUUGCCUACGGAUACGUUUUCGCUGGUUGCCUUUUCGUGGCUGUUGGCGUUAUCUACUUCUUCGUCAUUGAAGGAAAGGGUCGCACGCUCGAGGAGAUUGACUGGAUGUAUGUCAACAAGGUUGUUCCUUGGAAGAGCAGCGACUACCAGAUUCCCGAACGCCACCAGGACUGGAUCGCGGAUGAGAACCCGUAUGGUCGCAAGUCACAGGGAACCCUUCACACGGAGAUCGCUUGA
Penicillium digitatum Pd1 is the source of this 1653-nucleotide messenger RNA. Its product is annotated as sugar porter family MFS transporter. NCBI's taxonomy places the organism in Eukaryota, Fungi, Ascomycota, Eurotiomycetes, Eurotiales, Aspergillaceae. Gene Ontology annotation, cellular component: plasma membrane. Gene Ontology annotation, molecular function: carbohydrate:proton symporter activity. The record is from RefSeq and is a predicted model, not a curated record. Gene Ontology annotation, biological process: carbohydrate transport; transmembrane transport.